UUAAGAUCCUCCUCUUCUAUGUCAUCUUCUACGGUUGCCUGGCAGGUAUAUUCAUUGGGACCAUCCAAGUGAUGUUGCUGACUGUCAGUGAAUUUGAGCCCAAAUACCAGGAUCGAGUGGCACCUCCAGGACUGACCCAAGUCCCCCAGGUACAGAAGACAGAAAUCUCUUUCACUGUCUCCGACCCCAAAAGUUACGAGCCGUACGUGAAGAACCUGGAGAAGUUCUUGAAGGACUACAGUGCUGAUCAGCAAACUGAGAACAUCAUCUUUCAGGACUGUGGGGAACAACCUAGUGAUUACAAAGAGAGAGGAGCCUACAGUGAUGCCCAGGGCCAGAAGAAGGUCUGCAAAUUCAAACGGGAAUGGCUGGAAAAUUGUUCUGGAAUAAACGACCAGAGCUUCGGCUACGCGGAGGGCAAGCCCUGCAUCCUCGUCAAGCUCAACAGAAUCAUUGGCUUCAAACCCAAGGCUCCAGUAAACGAGACCCUCCCUCCAGACGUCAUGCCAAAGUACAACGAGUUUCUCAUCCCCGUCCACUGCGUUGCCAAGAGAGAGGAAGACGUGGACAAAGUGGGCACGGUGGAGUAUUAUGGGAUGGGGGGGUUCCCUGGCUUCGGGCUGCAGUACUACCCUUACUACGGGAAGCUGCUGCAGCCGCGGUACCUGCAGCCCCUGGUGGCCGUGCAGUUCCUCAACCUGAGCUACGGCGGGGAGGUGCGUGUGGAGUGCAAGGCCUACGGGGAGAACAUCCAGUACAGCGACAAGGAUCGCUUCCAGGGACGCUUCGACAUCAAAUUCGACAUC
This is a messenger RNA of Merops nubicus (carmine bee-eater), 806 nucleotides long. It is a transcript of the gene ATP1B1, whose product is annotated as ATPase, Na+/K+ transporting, beta 1 polypeptide. The record is from RefSeq and is a predicted model, not a curated record. Gene Ontology annotation, biological process: potassium ion import across plasma membrane; intracellular potassium ion homeostasis; intracellular sodium ion homeostasis. The annotation marks the transcript as partial. Gene Ontology annotation, molecular function: ATPase activator activity. The transcript is spliced from 5 exons. Gene Ontology annotation, cellular component: sodium:potassium-exchanging ATPase complex. NCBI's taxonomy places the organism in Eukaryota, Metazoa, Chordata, Aves, Coraciiformes, Meropidae.